AUGGACCCUUGUGAUAUGAUCAAUGACCUCAAGAACUUCGUGAUGAACUACAACAUGCAGAACAUGAACAAGGAGUUACCUGAACUCUUCUCCAUGCUAAAAUCUGCUGAGAUUGAGAUACAGAAAGAGCACCAAGUGUUGAUGGUCAACAAGACCACCAGUUUCAAGAAGCAAGGCAAACCUAAGAAGGACAACGCCAAGAAGGGCGGCAAGAAAGUUGCCGCACCUCCUGAGAAGCCUAAGGGUGGCCCUAAACCUGAUACUGAGUGCUAUUACUGCAAUGGGAAGGGGCACUGGAAGCGUAAUUGCCCCAAGUACUUGGCUGAUCUGAAGAGCGGCCUUGUCAAGAAGAAGAAAGGUAUAUUUGAUGUACAUGUUAUAGAUGUCUAUCUUACUGGUUCUCGUACUAGUGCCUGGGUAUUUGAUACUGGUUCGGUUGCUCACAUUUGUAACUCGAAACAGGAACUACGGAAUAAA
Messenger RNA from Lolium perenne, 477 nucleotides. The record is from RefSeq and is a predicted model, not a curated record. NCBI's taxonomy places the organism in Eukaryota, Viridiplantae, Streptophyta, Magnoliopsida, Poales, Poaceae.